AUGAACAACAGCACCGAACUUGAACAGCGUUCUCGCUCCCACACCGUCUACAGCCAAGAAUCCUCCAAGACGCUUGCCACCCACAUGUCCGAUUCAGUUUCCAUCACGAAGGUGUCGUACGAAGAGCGGCGCGGGUCCGUCGCCUCGAGUGUACUCAGUGUGAACAAGGGUGGUGAAGGGGACACACCCGCAUCGUACACGCUGUACAGGGAGAGAUUUGUAGGAGUUGCCGGACUGAUGCUCCUCGGUAUCGUGACCGCCAUGCCGUGGCCGUGGUUUGGACCCAUAUCUACUGCCACUGCUUCCGACUUUGAUAUAUCCAUCGACGCAGUCAACUGGCUUGGCAACAUCGUUGCGAUCGUAUACAUACCCGUGUCGUUGAUGAUACCCUUAUUAAUUAGUCGGUUUGGGAUACGUCGUGUGGCUGACUUCGGCGUCAUCCUUAUGCUCAUCGGGGCGUGGGUCCGAUAUGUUGGAACAGUCUCUUCCUUGCCUCCUGGAGGCACAUACGCAUUGCUGUUCAUCGGCCAGAUCCUUGCAGCUAUCGUACAGCCCAUAUUUCAGAUCAUCGGCCCGCUAUACUCUGAGAGAUGGUUCAGCCUCCAAGGGAGGACUACUGCAACCAUGUUGAUUGGUAUAUCCAAUGCCAUUGGGGGAGGCCUAAGUCAGGUCCUCUCGCCGCUGGUCGGCACGCCCAAGCAAUCGAUCCUCGUACUAGCUGUCAUCACGUCUGCCGUCGCUCCCGCCACGUUCCUGAUCGGCGAGCGCCCGCCCACGCCACCAACCUACUCCGGCUCGCAGCCUUCCGAGUCCAUAGUUUCCCUCGUCCGUGCGAUGCUCGGCAUGAAAUGCCCCGAACGUGCAUACAUGUCUUGGCGCGAGCGUCUCGACUUCACACUCAUGAUCCUCAUCUUCGGUGCUCUCGUUGGCGCAUCCAACACAUUCUCCAUCCUCUCAGCCGAAUACCUCGAGCCCGCGGGGUACAGCGACGACCUCAUCGGGCUCAUGGGCGCCUCUCUGCUCCUCGCAGGCAUCAUCGGCGCCAUCGCGACCGCACCCCUGUUCGACCGAUACCUCACGCACCACUACGGCGUCACGCUCAAGACGCUCGUCCCGCUCGUCGCCGCCGGGUGGCUGUCUCUCGUCUGGGCGGUUAAGCCGGACAACACCGCCGCGCUGUUUGCGAUAUUUUGCGUUAUCGGUGUAGGGUCGAUGAUCAUGCUCCCGAUCGGACGCGAGCUGGGGUGUGAGCUGACGAGGAGCGCGGAUGGAAGUGCGGCGCUGCUUUGGUGUAGCGGGAGUGCGUUUGGGGUGGUUCUGAAUCUCGCCGAAGGUGCUCUCCGCGCAGGCGCGGACGCGAGCCCGCCGUAUAACAUGCGGAACGGCAUCAUUCUGCACGGUGUCGUCAUCUGUGUAUUCGGCGCGACUGUGUUCGCCCUGCAGGCAAAGCAGGUGCGCCGCCAGAUGGACGAGGCGAUGCAGCAGGGAAGGCACUCCGGCGCGGUGGAGGAGGCGUAGAGCGACAGAUUGACUAGAGCGGAG
Messenger RNA from Coniophora puteana RWD-64-598 SS2, 1542 nucleotides. Its product is annotated as MFS general substrate transporter. Gene Ontology annotation, biological process: transmembrane transport. Lineage: Eukaryota; Fungi; Basidiomycota; Agaricomycetes; Boletales; Coniophoraceae. The transcript is spliced from 10 exons. Gene Ontology annotation, molecular function: transmembrane transporter activity. Gene Ontology annotation, cellular component: membrane. The coding region runs from base 1 to 1518 and encodes 505 amino acids. The record is from RefSeq and is a predicted model, not a curated record.